UGAAAUGAAAUACUUAUCAAGUAUUUUUGGAGACGAUCAUUGAUUGACCCUGCUUAUUUCGAUAGUUAUAUUAACUUCCUGCAAAUGAAUUAUGCACUUUUAUAAUUGCAAUAUAAAGUAUAAAUUGUUGCAUAAAUUUAUGUCGAGCUUAAUUAAUCAUGAAUAUUGUUCGGAGGCGGUACGCAAUUAGGAUUUCAUGCGCCAUUUUGUUGUAUUCCAAUUUCGAAGUACCUGUCUUCAUGUCUCCUGAUAGCAGGAUUACAGGAUAACAAAUGAGGUAUGAUAGGACAGCAAUCUGUCGAAGGUUAAAGUUUAUUCAGAUUGUUGUUGCAACCAGUUGCAACAAGAAAACCUGUCAUUAGAAAAUUUAACCUUGAUUAACCUCAAUAUUAAGUUCAGUAUGGCUCAGCAUCUUAAAAUCAUAGCAAACCAGGAGUUCGUACUAGUAAAUUGAAUGUAUGAAUAUUAAUAAUUGAAUUCGAAAGUAAAGAAAGGAGGAAAACUGUUUCGUUUAAUUAAUUUGAUUGAUCAUGACAAACGAAGGAGUAGAAACGAAUCAAGAUUUAGCUGCGAGACUUUUAGUCGAAGGUAGUACAUUAGUUGUACUGAACGUACCAAGCGGUACAGAAUUUGGAAUCGAUUUAAAAUUAUGGAACACGGAAAAUGAUUUUAAAGGCAUAAAAGUGAUUCCACCAGGAUUCCACUAUGUACAUUACAGUGCUGUAAAUGAAUUUGGAGAAACAGCACCUAAAAUUGGUUUUCUUCAUACAUUUAAGAAAUCUGAAUUUUUAGUCAGACGUUGGGACGUGAAAGGGGAAGACCUUAGUUCAGAAGUUGCACCAGAGGAAGUAGUUCAAAGGCUAAGGGAUAAUUUGAAAGAGCUAGACAGGUAUCUAGGAUGUUAUCCUUACGAUGUGUGGAAUCAAUGGAAGGAAUUAACAAAUCAUAUUACUCCUUCCAUAGUUGAACGUUGUUCACCUAUAUGUGGUUUUGUACGAUCGGCGUUAGAGCUAGAGCCGUGUAGCGAUGCUAUGAGACCAAGAGGUGGAAUAUCAAGUCCGAAAAAAAGAAGAAGGGCGCUUACUACUGAAGCAAAAGAGGAAGAAUUGCUUCCUGAUUUGAAACCUAAACCUGGAACAGAACUUCGGCUGUCCAAAUUGCCUGAUAAAAGUUAUCCAGACGAUGCAACACCAACUGAAAUCACAAAACAUUCUCUUGAUUCUAGUUACGCGCUAGACACGCUUCUCGAUACGUUAACAUUACCUAUGGAGAUUAUCGGCGAAAUGCAACUGGCAUUUGUUUGUUUCCUGGUUGGACAAAGUCUUGAUGCUUUUGAGCAUUGGAAAAAGCUGAUAUACCUUAUUUGCGGCGCCGAUUCUGCAAUAUUGCGGCGUCGUGUUAUUUAUAUCGAAUUUAUGAAAACAUUGGAAACUCAAUUAACCCAUGUACCAGAAGACAUGCUUUGCGAUAUUGUUGCCAAUAAUAAUUUUAUUUACUACAACUUGCGCAAACUUUUUGCAAAUAUUGAGAUCAAUUCUGAAUUGGAUGGACGUUUAAAGUCUUACACGUCUCGUUUUCGCGAACGACUAACCAUGAAGUUCUCGUGGGAUUUUUGUGAUUUACAGGAUGAGAACGAAGAUGAGGCCCCUGUAAUUGUCUUUUUGGAAUAAAAAUUUGUAACUAUAUGUAACGCUAUUGUAACACUUUUUGUUCAUAUACAAAUAAUAAAUUCUGAGAAAUA
Molecule: messenger RNA, 1741 nt
Organism: Hylaeus anthracinus
Lineage: Eukaryota; Metazoa; Arthropoda; Insecta; Hymenoptera; Colletidae
Product: protein AAR2 homolog
Exons: 5
Coding region: 531-1670 (379 amino acids)
Biological process (GO): spliceosomal tri-snRNP complex assembly
Source: RefSeq, a predicted model, not a curated record